AUGCAGCUGCAACGCAUUAUACCCGCAACCCAGACCGCGAUUGUCCAGCAUGAGGGAGGAGUGCUCAAGGCGACGCCCGGCCUGCCCGUUCAAACAGUCGGUCCCUCGGAUAUACUCGUCCAAGUAAAGGUCGUGGGCUUGAAUCCUUGCGAUUUCAAGAUGCCCCUUCGUUUUCCCACGCCUGACCUCUGGGACGGAUGUGAUUAUGCGGGCACCGUCGUUCAGGUGGGCGACGAAGUAGCCAAAGCAGGGCGCUUUAAUGUUGGCGAUCGCGUUACUGGUGGUGUGCAAGGCUCCAACCGAGCAGAUCCCACAACGGGAGCAUACUGCGAGUAUCUCAAGGUGAAUUCGGUGUUUGCUCUGCAUAUACCGGAGAGCAUGUCCUUCCAAGAUGCUCUCGGUGUAUCUGGCUCUGGAAUAUCAACGCUUGGGAUUGCAUUCUUCUGGUCGCUCCAAAUCCCGGGCAGUCUUCGUCAACCUGCAAGCAAGCCCCAUGAUAUUCUCAUAUACGGUGGGGAGCAGCACUGUCGGAUUACUGGGUGCGGCCAUCGGGUUAUCACAACCUGUUCACCUCACAACUUCGACUUAGUGCGGUCCUACGGGGCGGACCUGGUUUUCGACUAUCACCUGCCGUCCUGCGCAAAGGACAUCCGCGCCGCCACCAAGAACUCGCUCCGCUAUGUCCUUGACCCAUUCUCCGAGAUCAAGACACUUCGUCUCUGCCAUGAAGCGAUCGGGCGGAUGGGCGGAAAAUACUGUGCUUUGGAACAAUACCAACCAGAUCUGUGUGUUCGGAAGACAGUGAAACACGAGCUGAUCAUGGCUGGUGCCAUAUCAGGCAAAGGCGUUGAUCUUCCCGAGCCUUACUCUGUUCCUCCAAACCCUGAGAUUGGGGAAUGGGCUUCCACCUGGUAUCCUGUUGUGGAUAAGUUGGUCCAGACUGGGAAACUUCGGCCUGUUCCGGUGGAGGAAAUCCAGCCAGGGGGCUUUCAGGGGAUUCUGGCGGGCCUUGAAGUCCUGAAAAAGGGCGUCUCAGGACGAAAGCUAGUUGUGACCAUAAAGGAGGACUGA
Penicillium chermesinum is the source of this 1071-nucleotide messenger RNA. RefSeq names its product zinc-binding alcohol dehydrogenase family protein. NCBI's taxonomy places the organism in Eukaryota, Fungi, Ascomycota, Eurotiomycetes, Eurotiales, Aspergillaceae. The coding region runs from base 1 to 1071 and encodes 356 amino acids. Gene Ontology annotation, molecular function: oxidoreductase activity, acting on NAD(P)H. The transcript is spliced from 2 exons. The record is from RefSeq and is a predicted model, not a curated record.